GUAUUAGCGUUGAUUGUUGUGUGUCAAAUGCAUGUCACGCAUAAAUUACUCGCAUACUAUGGUGAUCGUCGACAUCAUGUGAACGCUGGUAACUCAACUGUAGAUAAAUCUUCCCAACGUUCCGUCAGUGCUGUAUCGGUCUUUAUUAUCAUCCGAUGUCAUUUAUCUUACUCUUUUUACGUGUUCUGUUGUUUGGUUAAUUCACAAUGGCUAGCUUGUAUCAGAGUCUAGCCAGUCGGAGCAGACAAACAGCAUCUCGUGUAUGGCAACCGAGGAACACCAGUUCCAUCAUAUUCUCUAAGGGAUUGCUGAAUGCGCCGGGAGAGAACAAUUGUUUCCUCAACAGUGCCGUACAGGUACUGUGGCAUCUAGAUGUAUUUCGAAGGAGUUUUCGGCAAAUGGGUGGACAUGCCUGCAUGGGUAAUGCCUGCAUCUUCUGUGCGUUGAAGGUCUUAUUCACUCAGUUGCGGUACAGUGAGCGGCAGUCUCUACCACCUGAUGCUCUCAGGAAGGCCCUGGCAGUAGCAUUUCAAGAUGAACAUCGCUUCCAGCUCGGCUGUAUGGACGAUGCUGCGGAGUGCUUUGAGAAUAUCUUGACUCGUAUUCACUUCCAUCUUGCCCGUGACAUCAAGGAGGAUUUGUGUGACGCCAAAUACUGCAUCCCACAUCGCAAGUUUGCUAUGACCCUCAUUGAGCAUAGUGUUUGCAGGUGCGGAGCUACAUCAGAACCAUUUCCCUUCACUCAGAUGGUACAUUACGUGUCCUGUACUGCCUUGUGCGCUGAAGCUAAGAAGUUGAAGGAGAAACACCAUUGGAGUAAUUCUGUCUGCUUUGGUCACGUGUUGAGAAAUGCUGGCGCUCUGGGAGAUAUCCGGGAUUGUCCGAGUGAAUGUGGAAGGAAGAUCAACAUCAGAAGGGUGCUGAUGAAUAGCCCCGAUGUUGUGGCCAUCGGCCUGGUUUGGGACAGUGACCGGCCAGAGAAGGACCACAUUGUGGACGUCAUUGACUGUCUUGGCACAUCACUACGGAUGCCGGAUUUAUUUAAUUCUGUCGUCGAUGAAAAAGCGAAGCAGGCUGCUCUUCACUUGGUGGGUGUGGUUACAUACUACGGCAAACACUACUCAACGUUCUUCUACAACACGGCGCUGAGAGUCUGGGUGUACUUUGACGAUGCGACUGUCAAACAGGUUGGACCUAACUGGAGGGACGUUGUGAACAGAUGUAAGCGAGGCCACUCCCAGCCGUUGCUGCUUCUGUUUGCUAAUCCUGACGGCACUCCCGUACCAACAGACACGGCUCCCAAAGAAACCACAUUGUUACCUGGUUAUACCAAGAUGAAAAGUCCCACAGAUGUCAGAAGUUCAAGAACCCAUUUAGCACAUGAUCCCCACAAAGCCUCAAAUGCCGUCAAAUUUCGGUCAUUGCAGCCAGUUGUGGAGUACAAGCCAGCAUACACAAUUGCAGAGGAAUCGUUGCAGGGAUCUAAAACGCAUGACAAGUACGUCGUAGAGAUCGGGCAUGAUGCAGUGCAGAAAAUCCAGGCAAGACGCGAUGGUGGCCAUAGUGCAAGUCAAGACAGCUACAGGGGCAAAGGCAACUAUGUGGGAAAGACCACUGUGCAGGCAAAUCAGGGUUUUGACACCAGCCUAAAGAAACCGUUACCUGUGAAGCAGCCGGAUGUCGAAACCCACUAUUCACCAGGGGGUGUGUCAUCACACCAUAACUACCAGAGUUUACAUAUAGGGCAGAACAGAACAAAUGCAAAGACACAUGGGGAUCAACUUCAUCCCUUGUCUGAUGGUUUGAGGAGCGACAUGGGAUAUUCUCGGCAGGGUGACGACACGAGUGACAAUUUGUCACUUGCCAGUUUUCAAGACCUGUCUGUGCCUAUUUUGUCUGCUGCAACAUCAGCUGCACCUGAUGCUCCUCAAGGUUACAAUGCGACUUAUCCUCUUCGUCAUGUGGCAGAUCCUGGUAAACCACCCCAUCCUAAAAGAUUAGAGAGACAUGAAUCUUGGAAUGGUCGGCCAAAUCCUGCCACAGAUCUGGCUCCCAAGGUAUCCCAGUCAUGGCUGAAUGGUGAUAAAAAGGGUACUGUGCAACGUCACAACUCUUUCAGUCAUGGCACAAUGUCGGACUCACAGUAUAGCAUUCCAGUGCAGCAGCAAGAUAGUGGACAGAUGAGUAAGUCCACCAACAAGAUGCUUCACAGCAUAGCAAAUAGGAACCAUGAAGGGGUACACUAUCCAAGGAAGGAAAGUAAGAUGCAGUUUGGCAGUGUGCCCAACCUGAACCAGGGUUUUGACCUGAGAGCUAGCAAGUCAGUUUCUGUUCAGAACAUUGCGAUGGCAGAGGACGGCAUUCUAGCCAGCGCGGUGAAGAAUAACCUCCAGCAGAAGAGAGCUAGCACCAGUGACGUGCCAAUGGGCAUGGGAAGUAGCAGUGGGCACCGUCCGUUGCAGGUGAAUCACAAACAAAUGCCUGGUAUGGAGAGAACAUUUGUAUCAUCAACUGGUGGUGAGUGCGCUGAAAACAUGCAGCCCUUCUGGGCUGGUCAGCACGAUCAAUCCAACUCAAAGCAUUCACAAAGGACGGACAGAGAUCACAAUCCAGGAUCAGAAUCUGGUUGGAAUGCAAGUCAUCUGGAGUUGCUGAACACUGAUAGAGCUCAGAGUAGCAUGAGCAAUGAUCACAAAACAAACAGGCCUUCACAACAGCACAUGCAUAACAGCAGCCCGAUGUCAGGCCAGGGUCUUCGCGACAGAGAUUCGGUUGCAAGCAAAGAUUCUGGCUACCGAAGCAGGGACAGAUCGAGUGCCAGCUCAGGCAGCCUGCAUUCCAUUGAGGCACCCACAACUACCUGCAAAGGACUCAACACUGUGGGUGCAGCUGAGAAGUCUAACGAAGAGAAACAACUGGACAAGCUAGAGAGGGAUGAGAAAGUUUUGAGUUGGACACAAGAUAAGGAUACGAUCUGUGAUGAAGUAUGUGCCGAAUGUGCCAUUCUUGAAGCCCAGUCCAGACAAAAAGGAGAUGCAGGGGACUUGGCGACAGCUCUAGCUCUUUGCACUGCAUCAGUCGCCAAGUUGAAGCAGUGCUUGAGAAUGGAUGGUAUAUCCCCACAGAAGUGGCAGUCGCUACACAACAGAUAUAACAACGCCGUGCUGCAGUCCAGAAACCUGCACAGGCGUUUGACUCUAUUACGUGGGCUAGAUUCCCUCCCUGCUUAUCAGAAUGACACCACUCCCAUCAGCUCAAGUCAGCUGCUUCAAACAGGCAAAGAACUUGAUCUCAUCAACUUAGAUGAUGAGUAUGAUGAGAUCAGUCGCGUUGACGAGCUGAAGCAACAGGUGCAUAAGUUGUACAUGCAGGAAGAGAAGUUCCACAACACAGCGGUGAGACAGGGCCCAAAUGUCCAGACACCUGCAAGAGUGUGGUCAACAGAUGCAUUGAACGGGAAGAGAACGUUUGAAGAGUCAUUGGAGGCCCAAAACAAUCACCGUGGAAUGACGAGUUUCAACAGGAAUCAGAAUGCUGACAGUGCGUCAUUUAUCUCCAAACACUGGUUAACAGACUCACUGAAACCUCUGAGACGUGAAGCGCAGAGAGGCACAGCAUAUGAAUGUCAAAGUUAUGGCUUGAGCAAAGAUGGAAGGGACAGAAACAGUGCAUCCCAGCAAGACUUGCUUGAAGAUCCAAUGAGGAACAGCUCGGUUCAGCAAGACAUGUACAGAGACCUCAGGAGACACAGCAUGACACAGCAAGGCACAUACAAAGACCUGAGGGGACACGGCACGACACUGCAAGGCAUGCGCGAAGAUCCAGGAAGACAUCUUAUGACACAACAAUGGAAACACAAUGACCCAAGGGGACAAGGCAGGACACAGCAAGGCAUUCACCAAGACCAGAGGAGACACAGCAUGACACACCAAGGCAUACAUGUACAAACAGAUCCAUGGCAAAACAAUACGAAGACACCACAGAACAAAUACGGCAGGGUGAUAAAUCAGAACCAGCCCCUCACAGCACAUAUGUCUAAUGUACCGAAUUGUACACAGGGAAGUAGAACAAGUCCAAAUGCAGUCAACUCAGUGACUGGCAGUGAAACGGCAACCUCAGCACAACAACGUUCACCUAAUCAGCAAGAAACUUCCACCAAUUACGAUGUCAGAGAAUUCCACACAGAGCAACCGACAGCAUCCAGUACUAUGGUGUACCACGUUAAUGCUGUCCCCUCACUGGUGGCUCACAAGGCCUACUGCACAGAAGUCCCCAGACCAAAGCCAGCCAGUAAUCCUAUCCCAGUUGACAGAGAACUUGCGGCCAAGACAAAUGCCUUGAUGAAUAAAAACUUGCAUGAACUGGCUGCGGAAUGGGACAGUUUCCGAUGAAUGUUACCGAUGAAUGACUGAUAUUUCCUUAAAACAUUUGCCACAAAAUCCAUCCAUCAACCUUUUUGGUUUUACUGAGAAUAGUCACUAUGACCCCCAUAUACCAAACUGAACUAAAUUGAAAAGGGUUCGGCUUAAGCAAUUGGGCAAUUUGACAUGGAAUGACCACUCAACCGUGAAUGUUUUCCUGCCAAGAGAAACUUAGUUUGCCUGCAAAAUCAUUUGAAAUGGGUAAAUCAUUCAAAAUUCAAUUUGGCCAGGUAAUGUUCUUGAGUUUUGCACAGUAUUGAUCCUUGCAACAGCUGUCUGUAGGUAAAUCCUUACACGUACUGUGAGAACCCUGUUCCUAACACACAGUAGACUUACGCCUAUCUAUCUUCAGCUGUCAAAUUAGCAAUAGUUUCCAGUAACCUUACUCACAAAAUGACUUCUACAUCCUCCACUUACGUAGAAAGAAAACUUUCCAUGGCUGCAAAGGUACUUUAUACUGAAAACACCUUGUAAGAAGUUAAAAAUUUAACUGAAACAAAACAUAAAGACGUCCUGAAGAUAAGGAUUACUGCAUGUAAACCUACAACUUCAGCCAUGUGAAUAUGGCGGGAAAGAAGCCACCUAAAAAUUGUCGAAAGACACGACUAACACAGUGAAACACUUUGGCUAAUUGUCAUUUCACAAAUGCAAAGUAAAGACUUACCUAUAUAUACACAUGGAGCAAUUUAUGUAAUUUCGUUGGCACAGGAUCUGUCAUUUUCAAGGAAUUCAAGAUAAAACUUGCUGCCAGGAACAGACGGUGUGCCGGGGUUCCCUUACUCCGCCAUUGGCACGUCUGAGGGGUCAUACACCCAGACUCCUUCCUGCGCAAAUGGUACCAAUUCUCGGAAGUACGUCUUGGUAGGCCUACCUGUCAAAACACCACACGUGCGCACAUGCAGCACGCUCGUCUAUGCUGCAUAGUCUGUGCAAAGCGUUCAUCGUUUGUGGUAUGCAAUGUUUACAUGGUUUGCGAACAGACCUCGGCCGUUUUCCAAUACAUGUGCUCAACUUCGUUCCGUCUCAGGCGUCGUUCCCCAAACCAAUUCCCGAUUGUGGGCCUGAAGCGUUCAAAUUAAAUUGGAUUACUGUAAUUGUGGGCUUUUUUUUGCAUCUU
Messenger RNA from Acanthaster planci (crown-of-thorns starfish), 5538 nucleotides. RefSeq lists its product as uncharacterized. Gene Ontology annotation, molecular function: cysteine-type deubiquitinase activity. Gene Ontology annotation, biological process: protein deubiquitination. The record is from RefSeq and is a predicted model, not a curated record. NCBI's taxonomy places the organism in Eukaryota, Metazoa, Echinodermata, Asteroidea, Valvatida, Acanthasteridae.